AUGGCAGCAGUUGGUAAACCUCAUGUGGUGUGUGUCCCAUAUCCAUUGCAAGGACACAUAAUUCCUAUGCUCAGAUUGGCAAAGCUUCUUCACUAUAAGGGUUUUCAUGUAACUUUUGUGAAUACCGAAUUUAAUCACGACCGUAUUCUUGAAUCAAGAGGCCAUAGUGCCUUAGAUGGCUUGCCUGACUUCAAUUUUGCCACAAUACCUCUUCAAACCCCUCCUUCAAAUUCCCACACUAGUUUGGCUGUGAACUGCCUUGCUCUUCUUGAGACAUGUAGAAAGAACUUUUUGCCUUUAUUUCGUGAACUUUUUACUAAGCUUAAUGACACUUCUUCUUCUUCUUCCUCAAAUCCUCCUAUAUCAUGCAUCCUUUCUGAUGCUUUUUUGAGUUAUAGCUUAGAACUCUCCCAAGAACUUCACAUUCCUAAUGUAUUGGUUUGGAAUAUGGGAGCUUCAGCAGUUUUGAGCUUUAAGCACGUUCAUGAACAAAUCAAGAAAUGUCUUGCUUUCCUCAUAGAUCCAAGUAAUGAAGCAGCUACAAAUAUGGAUUUGGACAGUGUAAUGGAAUGGAUUCCAGGAACGAAAGAAGCUCAGUUAAGAGACCUUUCCAAGUUUAUUAAAACUAAAGAUCAAGUUGAUUCUAGUGGAGUACACUUGGAAAGAGCCUCUAAAGCAUCAGCUGUCAUAUUCCAUACUUUUGAUGCCUUGGAUAGUGAAGUCCUAAAUAGUCUAUCACCCAUGUUUCAAGGGGUCUAUAGCAUUGGUCCUUUACAACUGCUUUUGAGUCAAAUCUCUGAUGAUUGUUAUGAUUCUAUUGAGUGCAAUCUAUGGAAUGAAGAUUUUGAAUGUAUUAAAUGGUUGGAUUCUAAGGAACCUAACUCUGUGAUUUACGUAAAUUUUGGAAGCACUACAGUCAUGACAAUGGAGCAACUCGUUGAGCUUGCUUGGGGACUUGCUAAUACUAAUCAUAACUUCCUGUGGAUAACAAGGCCAGACUUGAUCAUAGGAGACUCUGCAGUUCUACCACCGGAAUUUCUGCUUGCAAUUGAGGAGAGAGGUUUUAUAGUAAGUUGGUGCCCUCAAGUGCAAGUUCUAAACCACCCAUCAACGGGAGGAUUCAUUACUCAUUGUGGAUGGAACUCAAUAGAGGAAAGCAUAUCUGCAGGGAUACCUAUGAUUUGUUGGCCAUUUUUUGGAGAGCAUUUUGUCAACUGCCGAAAGAGUUGCAAUGAAUGGGGUAUUGGAGUGGAAUUGAGUAGUAAUUUCCAAAGAGAUGAAGUAGAGAAACUUGUUGAAGAGUUGUUGAAUGGACAAAAGGGUAAGAUGAUGAAGGAAAAGGCUAUGGAAUGGAAGAAAUUAUCAGAAGAAGCCACAAGUCCCAAUGGAUCAUCUUUCUUGAGCUUGAAUAAUUUGGUGAAUGAAGUCCUACUAUCAAAAAACAAUAAUAAUUUUUCUUGA
Molecule: messenger RNA, 1461 nt
Organism: Manihot esculenta (cassava)
Lineage: Eukaryota; Viridiplantae; Streptophyta; Magnoliopsida; Malpighiales; Euphorbiaceae
Product: 7-deoxyloganetin glucosyltransferase
Exons: 2
Coding region: 1-1461 (486 amino acids)
Molecular function (GO): UDP-glycosyltransferase activity
Source: RefSeq, a predicted model, not a curated record